AUGAACUUUUCGCCACAGAAACGCGGGAACUUGGAGUCAAUCAGCCUGGUCACGCAACUUCUUUGCUUUAGUGCAAUUCCGCUUUUAGUCGCUAUACGAGCCUUUGCCAAAAAUAAGUUACAUCUCGCGUUCGGGGUGGAGGAUGCAUCAUGUUAUGCGGCGUUGGUACGAAAACGCGAGCCUGAUAGACUACUUUAUUACCAAAGCUCCCAAGCUCCUUCAAAGCAAUGUAUGCUGACCAACAAGAUAUUCUACAUAGCCACGAUGUUCUACGUCCCCAUGGUUCUUUUCGUCAAGACCUCCCUAAUAUAUAUCAUGAUCCGGGUGUGGAGUCCCUAUCAGGGAAAGGUAAUCGCCUUGUACAGUUUCCUGGGUUUCAUUAUCGCGUACUAUACUGUCAUCCUGUUUGUGAAAAUUUUUACUUGCAGCCCGAUUCACUUAUUCUGGGAUUUCAAUUAUCACGAUGGGACGUGUUUGAACCGGUCUGCAAUCAUCAUCACCGAUUCGCUUGUCAGUGUCAUCACCGAUCUCGCCAUACUCAUCUUUCCGAUCGUUUUGUCUUGGAAGCUGCAUAUGCCUAUUUCCAAGAAGCUACGUACCAUUGUCAUUCUCGGAUCAGGAGGUAUUGCCGUCGCUUUCAGUAUCAACCGAUUGGUGCUGGUCAUAUGUCAAAGAAAUAGCCCUGAUGACAUCGACGUGUUCAUGAGAGUUUUACUGUCCGAUAAUGCGGAAGGUGGACUAGGACUUAUUUGCGCAUGCAUGCCGUCCAUCAGCAGGCUUCUCCGUCACUACAAUGAAAUAUGGCGCAGGCAAAGGAGAGAACAGCAAUGCGAAAUUGAGCUUUGUGCAAGUCUCAAUCCCCGUCGAAAUUGUGAUCCCGAGGAGCCCCGUAUAUUUCCACAGAUUUCGCCAAGUACAUUGGGUGAAGAGCAUUGCACCUCCACAAUGAAGAAGUAA
Messenger RNA from Penicillium daleae, 957 nucleotides. RefSeq lists its product as uncharacterized. NCBI's taxonomy places the organism in Eukaryota, Fungi, Ascomycota, Eurotiomycetes, Eurotiales, Aspergillaceae. The record is from RefSeq and is a predicted model, not a curated record. Bases 1 to 957 code for a protein of 318 amino acids. The transcript is spliced from 4 exons.